AUGGCGGCCCAACGCUCAAAAUCCGAUGAGCCUCGUAUUUUUGUGGAGACAUGUCUACUCUGUGGUAUACACAUUUUGACGGCUAACGGAGCAACAAUGAGCAGAGAUCACCUAGAUAUGCUCAAGGAGCCUCAAUGGGAAAUCCAUCGCAAAUCCCCGAUUCCUAAGCAUAUUAUAGUGCCAUCGACCGAAGUCGAGAAUAAAACUUUCUCUAAAUUUCCAUGGUUAUUAGCUUGCUAUCAGCGAGGAGUCUAUCUAGACGGCUUGCCCAUCGCCGCGCGAACGCUGAAGACUUUGGAUCAACGACGUCAGACAGUUCACCGCCUCGAGACUGAGCCAUCCUCAUGUCACAAUUCUUUACCAGCGAAUGUGGACUCCGUCAUUGUCAAGCAGCAGAAGGACGGCUGGAUUGCCCAGUUUCAGCGUGAGAAGGAAGCUUACAAGAGAUUGGGAAAUCUUCAAGGAACAAUCAUACCGAGACUUUUUGGCGAAGGCUCACUCAACGGGAUUCCUGCACUUAUUCUAUCAGAGGUUUCUGGUUCUACACUAUAUGAACUCGCUCGCAACAAGACCGAAGUUUCAGAAGACACAUUGCAGAGUCAACUUCAAGAAGUUUUUUCCGUUCUUCAAAAUCAUGGCGUGGAAUAUGGAGACCUAAGACCGGAGAAUUUCUUGCUUUGCGACAACGGAAAAAUUGUGAUUUUGGAUCUCGAAGAUGUUUCUUUCCCAAGGGAAACCGGGGAAGCGCCACCUUUGGAGGACUCCGGCUACCUAGGCGAUGCUGGCUACGUGAUGAGCAAAUUCAGAGAUAUCAGAAACCCAAACCGUCCUUCGUCGCCUGUUUCAUUUCUACAGGUGCCGAUUAAUGAACAAGAAAAGAGACAAUAUCUUGGACCAUAUGCAGUGCCUAAACCCAGUCGAGGUAGCUGUUACAUCUUGACCUAA
This is a messenger RNA of Penicillium verrucosum, 945 nucleotides long. RefSeq lists its product as uncharacterized. The record is from RefSeq and is a predicted model, not a curated record. The transcript is spliced from 2 exons. The coding region runs from base 1 to 945 and encodes 314 amino acids. NCBI's taxonomy places the organism in Eukaryota, Fungi, Ascomycota, Eurotiomycetes, Eurotiales, Aspergillaceae.